This is a messenger RNA of Styela clava, 2364 nucleotides long. RefSeq lists its product as uncharacterized. The record is from RefSeq and is a predicted model, not a curated record. NCBI's taxonomy places the organism in Eukaryota, Metazoa, Chordata, Ascidiacea, Stolidobranchia, Styelidae.
CUAAUCGUGUUUUAUCUAGACUAUUUCGGUAAAGAAAUUACGAUAAUCAUAAUAUACAAACUGAUUUAUUCUGAGGUCGAUGAAAUACAUACCGGUAUUGAUACAUUGUUGAAGUGUAUAGCUACGGUAUGUUAUCAGACCGGGCAUGAAUUCUGAUCGAGCAAAAACAAUUUACAUUCGGGAUAUUCUACCUCGAGAUAUCAAGGACUUAUUGAAGGAGCCAAACUACGACAUUGAUAAAAUACUUUUACAGCAAAUAAAAGUGGUAUCAAAUUGUAAAAAGGCUCUUGUCCACAAACGAAAAGAACUAUUGGUCUCAAUAGAAAAAGAAUACUCUGAGAAUGACUACAAAAUUUGCGGUCCAUUUGAUGGAGAGUUUUUGAACUUGGUGUUAAAAGAUGUUGAGAAAGAUGAAGCAGAAGCAAGAAGAAAGGUUCUUGGAGAACAACAAAGCGUUGAAAUGUUCAAAGAGGCUUUCGCUGCUGAUGCUGUUUCUGAAGAUUAUCUAACAUCAGCAAGAUCAUACAGAGAUGCAAUGACAAGACAGUUGCGAGACGUUGUUGAAGGAAGAGAAAUUGUUCUUAUCGCACUCGAAAUAUUAAGAAGAUCGCCAAUGGCCCUUAUUCCUCAAAAUAACAUUAAGAUGAGUAAUCUUGGUAUAGCUUACACUGAAGCCAGGGACCGUCAUGUAGAUGAAUGUGAAACUCUGCGUAAAUUAACAGAAUACAAAAAGAAUCGAAAAUUGCAUAUCACAGAUGAUGAUGAAUUGUUCAGAUUUUUUAGUGAUGAGAGUUUUGAAGAAAAUGAAGACGAAGAAAGUGACCCUCAUGAAGAGGAAACAGAAGAGUCUAGUUUAGCAUCUGCACUUGCUGAGAGUGAAGCUGAGGCACAAAAACUUGUUAAUUUCAAAAUUUUAAAAGUUGAUGCAAUUGACAGAGAGUUUAGAGUUUUAGCUGAUGUAACAGCUGAUAUUUUGAAACAUGAAGUCACCAUGAAGGACACACUAACUUUUAUUAAUGAAGUAGCUUCUCAUCAAUUGUCUGCUGCUUCGGGAGUCGGGAUUGAAAAAUAUAUAAAUUAUUUAAAAAUGAAACAUCCAAAGUUAAAAUUCAAACUUUCUACAAAAGGUUAUAAUUUUAGUCUAAAAGUAAUGAGGAGAACAAAAUCAGUUGUUUCUUUGACAUUACUUACAACUUUAUUAGAAACAUCACAGGAUUUGCCAGAAGAAGUUUUGCAUGCUCAAGAAAGGUUUUCUCAGUUGUCAAAUGCCGUGAAGCGUAUUUGUAGUAUGUAUGGCAGAUGUGCUAUGGCAUUUCAAGCAAUUUUGAAUAAAGAAGAUGAACUACAACAAGCAAUCAAAGAUACUUCUGAGGUAAACUACGCUGAUUCUUUGAGAAUUUCUGACAAUUUUGCGUUUAAUAUGAAAGAAGUCAGAAGAGUGAAUGAUUUGAAAGAUGAUAUUAAAGUAAUAGCAGAUAAUAUUUUGAAAGAAGUUAUGGAGAUUGGGAGCUGAUUUGUUUAAACUUUAAUUGUCCGAUGUUGAUAGUACAUACAGGAUCGUUUAUAUUGAUUAUUUCCGGAAAAUCUUUGCACUAAAUCAGGGGUCGGCAACCUAUGGUCCGCAGGCCGGAUCCGGUCCGCGAAGUAACAUAAUCCGGUCCGCGACGCUUCACUGAAUUAUAGUAACAAAACAGCUGUUUUGACGAUUAUAUUUUUCACGUUACACAAUUCAUUGUGAGAUGCGUGUAGACUAAGUUAUUUUAUAAUCUAACAAGUAUAAAUUCACAAUUACUCGUUUAAUGAGCCUAUAAUUCAAUUAUAAUUAGACAGAUGGUAGUAAAACGCAGAAAAACUGAUGCUAAGUGCAAAGGGUUCAUUGGCGCCGAAAAUACAAUGAGCAAAUAAAUCUAUAUUCUAUUCGAAAGAUGUAUCACUGCAUUUUUAUUAUAAAAAGUAUCAUCCGUUCGGUUUUCAACUUUCUAAGCAUAUGUGCGGCCCGCCAAUGACUUGCAACCAUUAUUUUGGCCCACGAGCGACAAAAGGUUGCCGACCCCUGCACUAAAUCAUCACCUAUUCUCUAUAUUACAAUGAUUAUGCAAUUGCGUUUGAUUUUAUCAGCAAGAACACUGAAUACCGCCUCGCUUUCAUUUUUAUCUUUACAUACCUCUUUGUAUUUCAUUGGAUUUUUUAACUUCACUAUAAAUACAAACGGGGCUAGUCUGUGAAGCUCACUAUUCUAAUAAUAAAAUCUGUCCUACUGCACUCGUUUGUCUAAUACUAAUCUAUUAGUUAUUCGUAUAAUCAAGUCUUUAUAUCACAGUUUUGAGUGUCUUACUUGUUCUGAUAAGUUUAAAAUAAUUGAUA